Messenger RNA from Trifolium pratense (red clover), 3298 nucleotides. Its product is annotated as probable LRR receptor-like serine/threonine-protein kinase At3g47570. The transcript is spliced from 2 exons. Gene Ontology annotation, biological process: protein phosphorylation. Gene Ontology annotation, molecular function: protein kinase activity; ATP binding; protein binding. NCBI's taxonomy places the organism in Eukaryota, Viridiplantae, Streptophyta, Magnoliopsida, Fabales, Fabaceae. Bases 20 to 3043 code for a protein of 1007 amino acids. The record is from RefSeq and is a predicted model, not a curated record.
CAAAUUCUCCGGUAGCAAAAUGAUGACUUCUAUGUCCAUCUUUCUUCUCUGUUUUGCUUGCCAAAUGUUGGUGUACUUCAUUCCAACAGUUGCUCUUUCUUUGAGCUCAGAGACUGAUAAAGUUGCUUUGCUUGCUUUGAAGGAAAAGCUUACAGACGGUUUACCAGAUUCUCUGCCGUCAUGGAAUGAGUCUUUACAUUUCUGCGAAUGGCAGGGUGUUACAUGUGGUCGUCGUCACAUGAGAGUCUCUGCCUUACAUUUGGAAAAUCAAACAUUGGGUGGUACUCUUGGACCAUCUUUGGGAAAUCUAACAUUUCUCAGGAUACUACAACUUCCAAAUGUAUUCUUGCAUGGUAAAAUUCCAAGUCAAGUUGGUCAUUUAAAGCGACUGCAAAUUCUUGACUUAAACAACAACAAUCUUGACGGAGAGGUUCCUAUGGAGCUCGCUAACUGCACAAGUAUCAAGACAAUUAUUUUGUUCAAGAAUCGACUCAUCGGAAGAAUUCCUACAUGGUUUGAGUCGAUGAUGCAACUUACUGAGUUGAAUCUUGGUGCCAAUAAUUUAGUUGGUACUAUUCCAUCUUCCUUGGGAAAUGUUUCAUCACUCCAGAAAUUAUACCUUGCUGAUCAAAAUCACUUGAAUGGAGGCAUACCUUAUUCUUUGGGUAUGUUGUCAAAUUUGAAACAAUUGACUCUUGGUUCAAAUAAUUUGUCAGGUGAGAUCCCUCAUUCUCUUUACAACUUAUCAAAUAUUGAAUAUUUUGAUCUCGGGGAAAACGAGUUAUUCGGCAGUCUUCCAUCAAAUAUGAAUCUUAUUUUUCCCAAUCUUGUAGAGUUGUACGUUGGGGCCAACCAAAUAACUGGGAAUUUUCCUUCUUCAAUAUCGAACCUUACUGAAUUGCAAUAUUUUGAUAUAGGAGAGAAUUAUUUCAAUGGGCCAAUACCUACUACUUUGGGUCGAUUAGAUAAACUUGAAUUCUUUUAUAUUGGCACAAAUAAUUUUGGUAGUGGAAGGGCUCACGAUUUGGACUUUAUUUCCUCGUUAAUCAAUUGUACUCAAUUGUCAACACUCAUUUUUAGUGGAAACAGAUUUGGAGGUGAAUUGCCUGAUCUUAUAGGAAACUUUUCCAACCAUCUUAGUUGGUUUGAGUUGGGACAUAAUCAAAUAUAUGGAGAGAUACCUGAGAGACUUGGACAACUUAUAGGUUUAACUUACUUAGAGAUUGGAAAUAAUUUUCUUGAGGGAACCAUUCCACAUUCAAUCGGAAAGCUUAAUAAUCUCGUAGAUUUGAUCAUGCAAAAAAACAACUUAUCUGGUAAUAUUCCUACAAGUAUUGGCAAUCUUACUACCUUAUCUGUACUAUAUCUACCCGGCAAUAAAUUGCAAGGAACCAUUCCAUUCACCCUUAGAUAUUGUACCAACUUACAAAAAUUGAGCUUAGCUGAUAACAAAUUGAGUGGUGAUAUAUCUAAUCAAAUAUUUAGCUAUCUAGACAGUUUAAUAUAUAUUUUCUUGGAAAACAACUCCUUGACCGGUCCCAUUCCUUCAGAGUUUGGUAAUUUGAAGCAACUUUCAUUAUUAUAUCUAAACUCAAAUAAGUUGUCUGGUGAAAUUCCUAAGGAUCUGGCUAAUUGUGUAACAUUGAUCGAACUUGGGUUGGCGAGAAACUUCUUGAAUGGAAGUAUACCUUUGUUCUUAGGCUCUUUAAGAUCCCUUCAAAUUUUAGACAUUUCUAACAACAAUUUCUCUAGCACAAUACCCUUUGAACUAGAAAAUCUAACAUUCUUGAAUACUCUAGACUUGUCUUUUAACAAUUUAUAUGGCGAGGUUCCUAAAGGAGGUGUCUUUAGCAAUGUCACGGCAAUUUCACUAACUGGAAAUAAGAAUCUUUGUGGAGGGAUACCUCAACUGAAGCUUCCUGUGUGUUUUAGGGCUCAUUCUAAAAAACACAAAAGAUCUCUGAAAAAGAAACUUAUCGUCAUCAGUGUAAUUGGGGGGUUUUUGAUAUCUUUCAUAGCCUUAACAUUUGUCCAUUUUCUCACGAGAAAGCCCAAAAGGUUACCUUAUUCCACAUCUUUGCAAAAUGGGAACAUGAGGGUUACUUAUGGUGAGCUACAUGAAGCAACCAAUGGCUUUUCUUCAUCCAAUUUGAUUGGAACAGGAAGCUUUGGUUCUGUUUAUAAAGGGUCUCUUCCUUAUUUUGAAAGACUUGUUGCUGUAAAGGUAUUGAACCUUGAAGCACGUGGAGCAGCAAAAAGUUUCAUGGCCGAAUGUAAUGCUCUUGGAAAGAUGAAGCAUCGGAAUCUUGUCAAGAUCCUAACUUGUUGCUCAAGUAUUGAUUAUAAUGGUGAAGAUUUCAAGGCUAUUGUUUUUGAGUUUAUGCCUAAUGGUAGUCUAGAAAUGAUGUUGCACAAUAUUGAAGGGUCUGAAAAUCAUAAUCUCAACUUUAAACAAAGGAUAGACAUUGCUCUUGAUGUAGCUCAUGCAGUUGAUUAUCUUCACAAUGAUACAGAGCAACCCGUAGUUCAUUGUGAUAUUAAGCCAAGCAAUGUUCUCAUUGAUGAUGAUAUUGUAGCCCACUUGGGAGACUUUGGCUUAGCUAGGCUCAUUCAUGGAGUCACAGGACAUUCAAAUAAUGAUCAAGUUAUUUCCUCCACAAUUAUGGGAACUAUAGGAUAUCUUCCUCCUGAAUAUGGAGCAGGUUGUCUAGUUUCCCCAGAGGGAGAUAUCUACAGUUAUGGGAUUCUACUAUUGGAAAUGGUCACUGGAAAGAGACCAAUAGAUACCAUGUUUAAUGAGAAUCUAAAUCUACACAAACUCUGUAAGAUGAAAAUUCACGAAGGAAUUCUCGAGAUAGUAGAUUCACAUUUGCUUAUGCCAUUUCUUGAAGAUCAACGAGUUAUGGAAAACAACAUAAGGGAGUGUCUAGUGAUGUUUGUUAAAAUAGGAAUAGCUUGUUCUGAAGAAUUUCCUACUCAACGAAUGCUCAUUAAAGAUGUUAUAGUGAAGUUGCUUGAAAUUAAACAAAAGUUGCACUGCUAGGCACUUUUACCACUAUGAUAAGAAAAUAAUGGUGUUCACAUGAUGGACAAGUCUUGUAUUUGCCACGUAUAUAGUGGGAAAAAAUUUGUGUUUUGUAUUCAGUUAGUAUGGUUUUGUUAAGAAAUGUUGUUGGUUGUUGUCAUUAACUUUACUCAGUUUAUAAGAACAUUAUAUUAUAUGUAUAAGAGUUGUGAUUAAAAUUCCAAACACUCCAGUUAUUCAGUUAUAGAGUUACGAUUUUUUGGUUUAAGAAAA